UGGCAGUGUCAGGGUUAACUUCCCGCUGGCUGCUCCGCUGGAGGAGCCUGAGUGAAAUCAGCCCCAGCAGCAUCCCGUCCACAGUCACAGCCACUCAAAACUGCGCGGAAGCUGUACAGAGGCGAGAUGCAGAGAGGAUUCCCGGCUUCCACUCGGGAAUCUACUUGUUGAUUCACUCCAGAAGUGAUAGGACUUCUUGGUGAUGGUUUUCUUUUCGUGUACUAGCUUUAUAAUUUUCAUCAUGUCGGAGCGCGGCUGGUGAUGCAUCUCUGGGCUGCAAGCAGAGCGAAGGAGACAGUGGCAGUCUUACAAGUUGCAGCGCACUUGCACAUGUAAUGACGCUGAUUUCACUUCAUGAGAUGAAUCGUCACAUCAAGAAGACGCCACAAGAAACGAAGGGGGCUCCUGAUGCGGUCAUCUCCAGGGUCAUGUCUUCUUAAUCUCCCAGACCGCGUCUUCCAGGCUCUCCAAGUGUCCAACUGAGUUGAGCAAAGAUGAUCAAAACCGGCUCCCAGUUAACCACCACGCUGCCUCCGGACACCGUAGACAUCAUCCGGACCAAGACCCACUCCCGCCGGGUGAGACUCAAUGUCGGGGGGCUUCUUCACGAAAUCCUCUGGAGGACCCUGGACAGGUUGCCCCGCACAAGGUUGGGCAAGCUGCGUGACUGCAACACACAUGAGUCCAUCAUGGAGAUAUGUGAUGACUACAGCCUGGACAGCAAUGAGUAUUUUUUCGACCGGCACCCUGGCGCCUUCACCUCCAUCUUGAACUUCUACCGCACCGGCAAGCUGCACAUGAUGGAGGAGAUGUGCGCCCUCUCCUUCAGCCAGGAGCUAGACUUCUGGGGCAUCGACGAGAUCUACCUGGAGUCCUGCUGUCAGGCCCGGUAUCAUCAGAAGAAGGAGCAGAUGAACGAGGAGCUGAAGAGGGAAGCCGAAAACAUGAGGGAGAGGGAGGGAGAGGAGUUCACCACCACAUGCUGCUCUGAGAAGAGGAAGAAGCUCUGGGACCUGUUGGAGAAGCCGAGCUCAUCGUUCGCUGCUAAGAUCCUUGCAAUUAUCUCCAUCCUCUUCAUUGUGCUGUCCACCAUUGCCUUGUCUCUGAACACCCUCCCAGAACUGCAGGACACCGACGAGUUUGGCCAGCCCACGGACAACCCACAGCUGGCUCACGUGGAAGCUGUUUGUAUUGCCUGGUUCACCAUGGAGUACCUGCUCCGCUUCCUCUCCUCCCCAAACAAAUGGAAGUUUUUCAAAGGUCCCCUCAACAUCAUCGACCUGUUAGCUAUUCUGCCCUAUUAUGUCACCAUCUUCCUGACAGAGUCCAACAAGAGCGUGCUUCAGUUUCAGAACGUUCGCCGUGUGGUUCAGAUAUUCCGGAUCAUGCGGAUCUUGAGAAUCCUGAAACUGGCCCGUCACUCCACAGGUCUUCAGUCUUUGGGCUUCACUCUCAGGAGGAGCUACAAUGAGCUGGGCCUGUUGAUCCUCUUUCUUGCCAUGGGCAUCAUGAUCUUCUCGAGUCUGGUGUUCUUUGCUGAGAAGGAUGAAGAGGACACCAAGUUUAAAAGCAUCCCUGCCUCCUUCUGGUGGGCUACCAUUACUAUGACCACUGUAGGUUAUGGAGAUAUAUACCCAAAAACUCUGCUGGGAAAGAUAGUUGGAGGUUUGUGCUGCAUUGCAGGGGUUUUGGUGAUAGCCUUACCCAUCCCUAUAAUUGUGAAUAACUUCUCUGAGUUCUACAAAGAGCAGAAGAGGCAGGAGAAAGCCAUCAAAAGGCGAGAGGCUCUGGAGAGAGCUAAGAGAAAUGGUAGCAUUGUCUCUAUGAACAUGAAGGAUGCAUUUGGCCAUAGCAUGGAACUCAUGGACAUCAUGGUGGAAAAAACUGAUGAGAGGAAGGAGAAGCUGCAUGACAAUCACAUAUCUCCGCAUAGAGGAACACCCCGGAUCAAGUCACCAAUAAACCCCAGCAGCCCCAGCAAGACUAUUGAGUCAAGCUACCAAGAAAACACAAAGCCAGCCAGCAGUCCUCAGCAUCUCAGUGCAGAGAAACUUGAGGAGAUGUACAACAAGAUGACAAAAGCACAAUCACAACCCAAUGUCAACAGCAAGGAAAAGGUGGCACAUUCAGUUAGGCGGAAAGCUGAAUUUGAGAUGGGAAGCAUCCUCGCUGAAGCCAUCUCAGGCACAGCGGAGGCAGUAACAGACAUGAAAAGUAUCUCCAGCGUUGACAGCUUUAUGAGCUGCGGCCCUGACUUUCCUGAGAGCUCUCGAUUUUCACAUAGCUCCGGCAGCAACAUGCCUGGAAGGGUCAGUACCAACCCCAGCCUGGAGCCCACCCUGGAGAAUGAGCAUGAGGGAUUGCAUGAUGCCACCAGCCCCGUGUCAAGCCAAAGCACCAAGAUCAACCGUGACAGCACAAGAGACCCGCCUCUGAACAACCCGCUUAAGGGCCGCUCAAUUAAAGUCAUUGUCAGAGGCGGGGAGGACUCAGGGAAAGGAGGUCUCUCAGACAGCUCAUCGGUCCAGAGCCCAGAGACAUCUGUUUAUACCACUGCCAGCAGCAGGACGCCUAGCAAGAGCCCCGAGAACUUACGGCCGAGCAUUUUCACAUUCCAUGACGCAUCUGUCAGUAAGUUUAUCGACGCCGACACAGACGAGGAGGAGCAUCUGCACGACAGUUUGGCAGCCAAUGUGACCCAAAGACUUUUGGACAGGCCCAGCCCUAGGUUUGGGCACCUCUCUGGCUUUCAACAGGGUCCCAACCACAUGGAGGGCCUCUCAAAGAAGCUGGGGAACAGCACCCUCCCACAAGAGGGGCAGGAAAACCAUAUUUCACCAGAGCUGCAGCCGCUUCACGGGGAAAAGCAUCAAUAAUACUCUUAGAGUUAAUUAGGCUUGCACAAAGAAUACAAUGAAGAAGGAGAGAUAAAGGACUGCAAAUGAGAAGCUCAGAGACUUGUCUGAGAGCAGCUUGCAGGAAAAUUGGAAGUAAAAGUUGUGGAUUACUGGAAAUAGUUUUGUUAUCCUCUCCCAAACGUUCCUAAUGGAAACAAUCAAACGUGCCCUCUGAGUGGAAUAAAAGGAGUGAAUUUUUACUAUUUAUACAAGCCCAGAUUGUAAUGUAAUAGUUAGACUCUUGCUGUAUGGGUCUAUUAAUUUCUGUAACCUAUGUUUUCUGAGAGCCCUGGAUAAAAUGCUAAAGCCACCUCAGCUAAAGCUAUCAAAUCAGUAGUGAAGCAUUAGGGGCAUCAAAACAAGGCACAAUAAGAGCAGAUUUUUCAAAAUCCUCAAUUGCAGUAUGAAAGGAAGACAUACAUCUUCUUUCCCUACAAUGUAUAUUUAUAUAUACAGUGUAUGUUCCAAAUAUGGAGGGUUGAGAACAUGUUCUUGCUUCUUACAACUUCCUUUAAAACUGGCCUUAGUUCAUGUAGUCCAGUGUUUUACGUUUUGAUGGCGAGAGGACCAAAGCCUGAGGCAUGCUAACAGAUUAUGUGUGUGUGUGUGUGUGUGUGUGUGUGUGUGUGUGUGUGUGUGUGUGUGUGUGUGUGUGUGUGUGUGUGUGUGCGCGCGCGCAAUAACUACCUUUCACUUAUAAUAUAUUUAUUAUGUAGCAAUAGUGGUCUCUUACUUCAGAUGUUCAGCAGAAUUAAGUGUUUCAGUCUGUUUCCUUUAAACAGCUCGUUGUUUCUCCUGAGUUGGCAACUUUACUGCACGGAUUAUACAUGAGCGGCACAGAAACACACUGUGAGAUCACGUCCAUCCUUUUCAUUCUUGUUCUCUCUCCCUGACGGCUGGCAAGAAAGAAAUCAUCUUUGUGAAAUUGAAUACCGGCUGAAACUGCUCUGCUCUUGUUUUUCUUGUUAUAACCAGUGGCGGUUUUGGAUAUGGGAAAUAAGGCCCGCUACCCAGGGUGGCAUACCACAGGGGGAUAACAAACAGGUUUUCUGUCGGUUAUUUGUAAGCUCAUUCAAUGGAAAUCAGUACCUCCCCGCAGUGUGCAGAGAGCACCGUAGGAAGAUAUUGCUGUACACUGUUAUGAUGCUAAAGUUGGUGUCUGAUCAAUAUGGUAUGAUUUGAUACUAAAUUCAAGGGUCAUUUCAGUGUGAUUGCCUGGUCAGUCCUUAUAUGGAUUAUUUUUUACAGAGCAGGCAUUUUUUAAAACACAACUUGAGAUUUGUGAAGCAUUUAUAGCUGCUAUUUGUAAAAAAACAAAAGAAAGAGGAUUUAAAUACUUUCUUAGGAUUAGGACCAAAUUAAACUGAGACAAGUAUAAAAAGAACAAGGUGUAAACCAGUUUAACCUGGGGGGAGGAUGUUAAACCAAUCUCAGAUUAUUUAAAUUUUGUCUAUCUGUCUCAGUAAAUAUGAGAUCAAUAUUUUUAGUUCUUACUGUCCCUGGUAAGUUAGAAAACCAGAGGUUUUUCUUGCUGAAUGGGUCGGAGGAAUGGGACUGUGGUUGGCUGUGAGUAGAAGAAGGAGCUCGCCCCGGCCGCCAUUCAUUCAGGAACCGCCACUGCUUAUAACCUUCAUUCUAAAUGACUGAGUGUGUCUUUGAGAUUGGGUUUCAUUUGUUUAUCAAAGAAAACAGCUUUUUUUUUAAAUUUUCAAAGCAGUUGCAGCGGCUAAAUUGAACUUUGCAUUAAAUAGCAGGUGAGACGGCAGUGAAUAAUCCAGUUUGGUACAAUUGUGAAUAUUGUGCAUGCAUCGCUGCAAAGCUAGACUCCACAACAUCAUUACACAUUACCUGUACAAAAAUGUAAAAAAAGCAAUUUAUAUUUUUAAGAUAUUUUCUAAAACAACUGACAUGUUGUGGUAACCUCAUAGUUAUGCAAUUCAAAACACUGUAUGGGCUGUGUUUCUUUGAAGGAGUUGCUUCUGUUAGACAACAUUUUGCAGGCGAUAGAUUUAUAAUAUUCGCAAUUGUCUCCCUGCUUGUUGCAGUCCUUUUUGUUCUAUGUAAAGAACCAAAGAACUGUUCUUUCUGAUGGGAUAUACAGGCGCUUGUACAUUUUGAUGUUUUGUCUCAAAAUGGAGCACUCCUUUUUAAACAAAACACAUAUUCGGGCUCAUUUCAGGGAGCCCUACUUGCUCAUUCAGGGCAAACAUCUAAGCAGGAGAAUAUCCUGUCAUCUAAACAAGACAGCUUCUGAUAAAUGAGGUUUAUUUUAUGUUUCUUGAAAGUUUGAUCGCUUUCCCAAAUUAAAAAUAUCUCCAAUCUCCCAGCUUUAAACAUCCUGCACCUAGACACCAAAUGUUCUGUAUUUUGUUCGUUUUUAUGCACCUAACUGAUAACACCAAAACCUGGUGCUCUCACACUCUUCUAAGUUAAUUUAUAACUUAUUAACUUUGCAACAUGUCUUGCAAGCAGUGAUCAAAGCAGCUUUUUGCAAGAAAAAUAUAUAAUAGUGGACCUAUUUCAUGUAGGUGGUUGUCAUUAGAGCUACAUUGCCUGCCACAUUUAUUGGCAAACCUGAUGAAGAUGUGUAAAAAACUUUAACAUUCAUCUGAUUUUGCAACAAACGACUUUCAUUUUAGUGCAUUUUUUUUCAGCAGAGAAAAGAAUCGCAUGUUGAUAUUGCUGUACAGCCUUCCUCUGCCCAAAGGCUAUCACUUUUUCUACUGCAACAUUUUAUCAUACAGACCAUCCAUCUUUGCACAAUUUCUCUAAAUUAUCCAAUGUCCUCAGUCCUCUCUUAUGUUCUCUGGAACAAUGGUUUUCUUUCUAGUGAACCAUUUUGGUGUUAAUCUAAUUAUAUGUUUUGCAUCAAUGUCACGCUAAAAGACCCAAUGAUGACUUAUUUUCAGUUUUUCUGAUCUGUAACUAAAACAUCCAAGUAUUUAAAAAAAACUUCAUGAUUCCAUGCAUUCUGAGAAGUAUGUCAGGGCCUUUUGGACAGACAGACCCACAGCAUUACAUAUCCUGCACCGUGCUUGACAGUGGGCAUAAAGUGCUUUGCCAAGCAUUCAUCCUUUUUUUGCAUGCCACCCUGCUAAGCUCAAUCAUGGUCUUAAUUGAUCAAAUACCCAACUCCAGUUAAAGUCCCAGUAGAGUUUAGCAAACUCCACAGAUUUUUGUUUUUGAUGGUGGAAGAAAAAAAAUGCUUUUUUCAAACUUCCAAUUAGCAUGUAGAUAGCAUGUAUUAGAUGUUAUAGAGACUCAGUGACCCCCAAGGUGCUCCUCUUUUCUGGAGUUGUCAGACAUGAGCUUUGGAUUGAGCAAGGUUUGUGCACAAAUACAUCUCAGUAAAUAAUAAUCACUUAUCGGUGAAAUCUGCAUGGACACACUGUUAGUGGUGGUGAUGUUUUUAACAAGAGGAGCCCCAAAUCAUAUUUUACUAAAGUCCCAUACAUCCUUAAGCCAGCCCUGAUUUAAUUUGUCCAAAGAUUUCAGUGUGAGAUUUUGCUGCUGCCAUAAAAUAGGAAUCUAUUUUCAGAGUUUUUACACAUCUUCACCAGGUUUGCCAACAAAUCUGUCUGACACUAUAGUCUGAGUUAGUUGUUUCUGUGCCUUUGCUUUUAAUAAACCCCUGCACACUGAAUCUGCCCUAAUGGAGUCUGAAUAACAAUCAAAUAAACAGAGAGGAGAAAGUACUCAUGCUGUCGAGCUUUUAUAUGUGACACUGCAGCUUCUUUUUUUAAACUUUAAUGUCUAAUGCAUCAAACAUUUGGAUGGAAAAAGUCCAGAAAAACAAACAGGUGCAGACUCUCAGCAGAGUUAACGGUUUCCAUGGUGAGGGGCUGAGAAGACUGGAUGGCUCACAUCUGAUGCACACAUGUAGCCUAAUUUACAGAGAAACCUUAGAGAGUUUAUCGAUUCAUUUAUUCAUCUCUGUUGUGUCUUCAGUUCAGGUGAAGAAACAGUAAACUGGAUUGUGGGGCUCUCAGUCAGACUGCCACAUCAUCGCUUUAUGUCACUCAGUUGCCCUCGCAGACACAUCUCAGCAAAUCACAAAAGAGCAGACAGAAAACGACCACACAGACCUUAGUGUGAGGCACUACUUCAGAGAUAUUGAUGAAGACUUCAUCCACCUUCUUCCUCGAAGAGGGGAGUGAGUGUGAACAAGGAGUCUGCGACAGAUGGAGCUGUGCUUCAGCGUGAUCAGCUUGAUUUUAAACUGACAUGCUGAAUGAUGGCUGUAGCAGUCUGCUGCCCAAAGUCAUGGGUAACUUCUGUUCUGAAAAGACAAAUGUGGUCAGCGUAUUCACACAGCUUAAACUUUUCAUGUUUUGUCUCAUUACAAACACGAGCAAUGUAUUUAAUCGGGAUUGUAUGUGAUAGACCAACAUAAAGCAUAUAAGUGUGAAGUGGAAGGCAAAUUAUGCAUUUUCAAAAGGUUUAUGUUUGCUACACAUUUGUAUUAAUCCCUCUGUACUCUAACACUCCUAGAUAAAACAUGGUGUCACAAACAACUUACAAAUUCAGCUAAUCAGUAAAUAGAGCCCACCUGUGUAUAAUUAUAUCUCAGUUUAACUACAUUAGUUCUGUAAAGCCCUCAGAGGUCUGUUAUAAAACAUUAGUGAACAAACAGCAUCAUGGAGACCAAAUAACCUUUAUGGAGAAGUGGUGAAAAGAAAGUCAUUGUUGAAAUAAAGUCAUGAGAAGUCUCAUUUUAAGUUUAACCCAACACAACAAACAUUUGGAAGGUGUUCUAGCCAGAUAAUUCAAAAAUAGUCUACAUGGUCAGCAUGCAGGGCAGUAUUUGGUUCAGAAAACUAACAGUUCACAUCACAUUGUCAAGAAAACCUGUUAGAGGAUGCAAAAGAUUUGACAGUUGGAUGGAGGUUCACUUUCCAGCACAAACAUGAAGAGACACAGUGUAACGGCUUGCUAUUUUUUGGACAUUUUAAUGAUUUGUUUUUAUUUUGUUGACUUCUUGUUGUUGACUGCAACUUUACCUGGUCUAGAAAGAAAUGUCUCCCAAGGGAGACAAAGAAAUCUUGAAUCUGGUUUAGAUCAAAGGAUUCAUGUGUUAGAAUGGCCCAGUCAAAGUCCAGAUCUAAACAAUUGAGAAUCUUUGGCAAGAUUUGAAAAUUGAUGUUAACAGAUGUUCUCUAUCCAGUAUUACUGGGCUUCAGCUUGCAGCUUUAACUGCAGUGAAAGAUGGUUCUUAUAGAACCAGUAUUGUGUCAGAGGAGCUGAAUAAGACCUUCAGAUUGUUGUUUUAAAUAAUUUUUUCAAACAAUUUUUUCCUUCCACUUCACAAGUAUGCACCACUUUGUUUGGAAUGCAUUCAAGUUUGUGGUUGUAAUGUGAGAAAUUGUGAAUAAUUUUGCAUUGCAAGGUGCAUUAAUUUUAACAAACUCUUUGUGCCUGAGAAUUAAGCAUUCCUCAGGCAAAAUGAUCUCCGUUACAGCCAGGUCAUCAACACAGCUCUCAGGUUUUCUGUGAGUAUUACCCAGCACUGAGCACCGAGUUCUUAGUUUUGUUUUUCCAUCCUGAUGAUGCAAAGACAGGCUGCAGCAUCCUUUUGAGGAUGAGUUCACAUCUCUACUUCUAUAAAUAUCCCCCUGGCCGUGCACAAGGUUUGUCGCUACAGGAAGGGCUCUGUUACAGCAACGCUCUCAACAUGAUGGUGUCAUGCAUUUCAGAGGAACACAUUUUGUAACAAAACACUCCAGAAAAAAGAAAACUACAGAGUCACUGGUGUGUGUUCUUUUUGGGCAGUCCAGCCUUUAGCAAUGCAUGGUAAUAAAAUAAAAAUGUCAAACUGACAAAUGGUCGUAUGACUUUCUCUACGAGAGGCGGUGGAGACAAUAGAGAGGACUAGAUCGAAAACGGUGCAGGUGGGCAACAUGCUGAAGGAUCAGGGGUCAUUAGCAUUCAUCACAGCGAGACAUGCAGUAAAUUACAAAUCCUUGAAAAUGAGCCUCUAAUUGUUGCCGAAUCUCUUGCAAACAAGCCAUAGUCUAUUUUAUCAGCUUCCUUCUGUGUUGGAUGAUUGGUAACUAUUUACUCAUAGCUUUUUGUAUUUUCUGUAUUAUUUUCUGAACUGCAGUUUGUUGUUGUUUUGUUGAGUGAAGUCCUCUGCUGUCUUGUAAUAACUGAAAUGUUGAAAUAAAAAGUCACAUUUUGGUUUUAACUACUCUCUAAAAAACACACAAAUCAGGGGAAAAAGAAGGUCCAAACAACCAUGUUCUUAAAGUUCAGUUUGUCACAUACAAAAGCAGACAAAUUAUCCCUGAAUCUUCCCGUUCCUGCAGGGAAACAAUCACUCUUCUUGAAGGUAUGGCUCUCUGUGUGCUGUCCUCAUUGUGUGAUGGGGGAAAAUGUUUGUUUUGUAAAAGUUUUAAACUUUGUACCUGUUCAGUUUGUAGAGGAAUACGUUUGUGCUUUCCCUGUUUUCUUCAACACAUGUAGCGCUAUAACACUUUGACACAAAGAACUUGUAAAUAUCAUCAGAAAAGCUGUAGGAAAACAAUUUUCAGGCCUAUAUCUUCUUUUACUGACUGAUGCUUAAUAAAAGACGAUAAACUUGU
Messenger RNA from Girardinichthys multiradiatus, 9478 nucleotides. Its product is annotated as potassium voltage-gated channel subfamily B member 1-like. The record is from RefSeq and is a predicted model, not a curated record. Gene Ontology annotation, biological process: potassium ion transmembrane transport; protein homooligomerization. Bases 495 to 2876 code for a protein of 793 amino acids. The transcript has 3 exons. Gene Ontology annotation, molecular function: protein binding; delayed rectifier potassium channel activity. Lineage: Eukaryota; Metazoa; Chordata; Actinopteri; Cyprinodontiformes; Goodeidae. Gene Ontology annotation, cellular component: membrane; voltage-gated potassium channel complex.